This is a messenger RNA of Stylophora pistillata, 935 nucleotides long. RefSeq lists its product as uncharacterized. Gene Ontology annotation, biological process: establishment of protein localization to extracellular region. Gene Ontology annotation, cellular component: extracellular region. The record is from RefSeq and is a predicted model, not a curated record. Gene Ontology annotation, molecular function: protein binding; serine-type endopeptidase inhibitor activity. NCBI's taxonomy places the organism in Eukaryota, Metazoa, Cnidaria, Anthozoa, Scleractinia, Pocilloporidae.
UCUAGUAAUGACGGAUGGAAAGCAGACGACCGACAGAGGAUCGUAGACUCCACUUGAAGUUGUCUCGUCACGCCUUAUGAACAAGGGAGCGGCUGUUUUCGCUUUGGGUAUUGGUCCUAACGUUGAGGUUUCAGAGCUUGGAAAAAUCGCUUCUAAUCCUGAAAACGUCGUAACAAUCGAUUCUUUCGAGGACUUGACAGACAAAGUUAAGGAUUUCAGGGAUGGCUUCUGUAAAGCACCACUUCCGGCUACAACAACAGCACCGCCAAUCACCACGCCGGCAGAUCCGUGCACGACUGUUGGUUGUAAUGCGCCCUACAACAUCGGUUGUAAAAAUGUGAACAACACGGCUGAGUGCAUCUGCCCCGACUGUCCCGACACAGUCAGCCCUGUCUGUACCUCAGAUCAUGUCCAGGACCGCUCUGAAUGCCUUACGAAAAGGCAAUCAUGUGAAAGUGGUGAAAUGGUAACUGUUGGAAAGAACGGACCAUGUGACAAGGAAUGCAGUCCAAUCGUAGAUAUUGGAUUUGUCAUUGACUCAUCUGGAAGCAUUGGACGAAGGAACUGGGCAAGAAUGAAGAGAUUCCUAAAGGCGAUGGUCAGCAAACUUGAUAUCAGUCCAUCUAAUACGCACAUAUCAGCUAUUGCCUAUAGCAACAAUCCCAAGGUGGUGUACCGGUUUAACAACCGACAAGAAACAAAUGACGUCAACGCUGCAUUCGACGGUAUGCGUUGGCAGCGAGGCUUUACUUAUACGGACAAAGCUAUUUUGCUGGCGGAAAGUGAUUUAUACUAGCCUGCAAAUGGCAUGAGACCAAACGUUCCGAAGGUUUUGAUCGUCAUCACCGAUGGAGCGCAGACAACAACCAAAGCAUACACCCCGCUACCAAGAGCAUCUGCAGGUGUAAAGAGUAAAGGCGUAGCAGUCUAUGCUA